Molecule: messenger RNA, 2694 nt
Organism: Drosophila pseudoobscura
Lineage: Eukaryota; Metazoa; Arthropoda; Insecta; Diptera; Drosophilidae
Exons: 2
Coding region: 1240-2325 (361 amino acids)
Source: RefSeq, a predicted model, not a curated record
AGAUCAAGGUCCUUCAGUCCGAGAACAUUAUCCACAUAUUAAUAGCCUACCCUAAAGUUGAGUUUAGGUGCCAAAAGGUCUCCGUCUACCCCGUUUCACACCAACAAACCAUUCUGCGACUCGACGAGGACACGCUGGCGGAAUGCGAAAAGGACACCUUUACAGUUACUGGAUGCACCGUGACUACGCAUAACACCUUCUGCGAACGAGCACGGCGCGAAACCUGUGCUAGCUCCCUUCAUGCUGGAAACAUCGCCAACUGCCAUUCCCAACCCAGCCACCUGAAAGCAAUAACACCUGUAGAUUUCAAGGAGAAAGUGACUGCGGCGGGUUCACCCAAAUUCUGGUUCACGGUUGGUGCGGUCCUGAACGUCGGACUAAUUGGCUCAUUCGUCCUUUUCAUGGUGCUAAGGAGAAAGCGAGCCACAUUGAGGGUGCAGAGGGCUUUGGACAACUUUAAUAUGACCGAGGACGGUCAUCAUCCUGAGGGGGGGGGUAGUUAACAACUAAGCAUAUAAUAUGAACUCUCUCUGUCAUACAUUGUUGUUUCUAAGUACGCAGCAGGUAAUCAUAAGUAUUUGGUUGCCCUCAGCAAACAAUGCUGACGCGCUGCCAAGAAUUCUGCACACAGCAAGUGAAAACGGUCACCCGUGCUGUUUGCGCAAGAAUGUUGAGUCGGCAUGCCGACUCAGGGGUAUGGCGCGAUGCAUUGACUUCGUAGGGUAAGCUUAAGCAAAUACAUUUCUGUAAAUUCAGUCUCAGUUCAGAUCGCAUUCUAAUAAGACGAACGAUUAAAGCUCCGGCACUGCCGUAAAUAAAAUUCAGUGUGUUAUCAAUUAUAGUUGGGAAAGUCCCACAGCAUAAUUAUCAUUGAUCCCGUUUCGCUCGCCGGAUCCAUCACACAACAUAAUCAUCAUUGAUCCAGUUUCAAUCGCCGGAUCCACCGUUACCUCAUCAAAGGAAGAGGCCACUAUCGCCAGCUAAUUACCCACAUAGCGUCGCUGAUCAUCGAGAUAACGGCGGUAGACACAAUUACAUAGUUACCCACAUAGCGUCGUUGACCAUCGAGAUAACGGCGGUAGACCUAAUUUAUAUACGGUUUGUACAUGGCUGUUCGCUUGCUGUGCUCAGUUAUUGUCGUCUAUUGCUUGUGUUACUCUUUGCGAUCAUCUUCCCGCUAGAGACGUUGGUCUUUCUGCUAACGUUGCUGCUACCAAGGAACUUAAUGCUGAUUACGAAAUGACCAGUGAGCAAAACAGGGUGUCUUUUUUGAAGCUUAAGUCAACGGAAGUCGACGAGAAAAUGAAAAGGUUAGCUACCGCUGUGCAGAAUGAGUCGUCGGACUGUGACUACUACAUGCUCGUGGUAACGCAAGAGCAAGUCGAGAAGUUGAUCGGCAAAUUUGAGAUGUUUCACGGCAAGCUUGAGAAAUUGGAUCGAAGCGAAAUUCACAGUGCUUUGUGUGACAUUUUUGAGUCACUUGCAAGCUCGCUGAAGGCUGCGAUUAUGAGGGAAAUGGCUAAGAGUAGCGGCCGCAUGCCGUUUCAUUCUACCUUGGCUGGAGGAAACACUACGGUUGAUUUUGCCGGCUCGAAAUUUCUACCUCACCGUAGACAAGUACCAUCCCUGCCUCCUAUACAAUUGCUGACGUUUAGCGGCGGGUAUGCGAACUGGACGGACUUUUAUUCAAUGUUUGCCACCAUCAUGGACAGCCAUCCGGACUUAACAAACAUAGAAAAGCUCCAGCAUUUGCGUUCCUGUCUGCGGGAUUCGGCAUUGGAGACUGUUCGGUCGCUGGAAAUCUCAGAUGGCAAUUAUGCUGUGUCAUUAGAUUUGUUGGAAGACAGAUUCAAUAAUCGGCGAUUGGUUUUUCAGGCACACAUCAAUGAGAUCUUGGCGCUUCAGGCUGUGGAACCUGGGUCAGUGGUCAUGCUUCGGGAGCUUUCAGACAAGUUCAAUUCACAUAUGCGCGCACUCCAGGGUUUGGGCACCACUGAGCAGAUCGCAGGAUGCAUCAUCGUGCAGGAGCUUCUCCGAAAACUGGAUCCAGCGAGCCAAGAGAAGUGGGAGGAACGAUUCAACGACCCCGCAUUCGCCAACUUAAUUCCGUCGUGGCAAUCUAUGGCCUCGUUCUUGGAGCAGCGAUGCAGAUCAUUGGAGACGAUGGACUUUUCUAUGGCAAGCUAUGCGUUGAGCAAUCAGGUGGGCAGAAGUAGAAAACAUAAUAAUUCUAGGUCCACAGUGGUUACGACGAACCAAACCGUAGCACGCUGCGCGAGUGUGCAACGAUGGUGCUCACGAGGUCCAGCACUGUCAGAAGUUUAAAGCGCUGUCCCCCACAAAUCGCCAUAGAGAAGCCAAGCGGCUUUCGUUAUGUAUAAAUUGUCUCAGAACAGGGCAUCGAUUACUUCAGUGCACCUCGAGCAACUGUCGUACCUGCGGUGGUAGACACCAUACCCUCCUUCAUUUUGGUAGCCCUGAAGACACCGCAGUCCAAGGGAAAUCAGCGCCGUAUACUCCAUCUCAGUCUGCGCUGUCUGAGUCUACGCCGUCUGAGCAUACCAUUGAGCCCUCUACUUCAGCGGCUACCUCGUCUGCCCUUAUUGCCCAAGAUCUCAGGAAUGUUGUUCUACUUGCCACGGCCACGGUCUUAGUCAAAAAUCGUUCCGGAGUUUUAGUUCCCUGCCGAGCGUU